Messenger RNA from Trichoderma virens Gv29-8, 669 nucleotides. RefSeq lists its product as uncharacterized. NCBI's taxonomy places the organism in Eukaryota, Fungi, Ascomycota, Sordariomycetes, Hypocreales, Hypocreaceae. The transcript has a single exon. Bases 232 to 456 code for a protein of 74 amino acids. The record is from RefSeq and is a predicted model, not a curated record.
AAUCUGUAUAUCGAACAAGGUAUCUGAGAAUUGGAAAAUUGCCAAUGGUAAAUCAGACUGCAAUGCCAACGAAAAGCGACAGCAAGCAAGCAGGAGCGAAGAGAAUAGGAAAGAAGAACAGCCGCUGCAAAGGAAAAAGCAACAGAAAAAAAUUACCAUGAUAAGAAAAAAGGGGGCAACAAGGGCCAUUAGAAACAAAAAGGGAAAUGCGAAAAAGGCGGCAUCACCAUCAUGGACCAGCCAAUCAACCUGCCCUCGCAGUUCAUUAGCUUGCGCUGCCGCGGUGUCGAGAUCCAAAUAUCCCUUCUCGGGGCCCCGAAAUCAUGCGAAACGUCCAAUCCUAUAUCCCGCCAGUAUUUCCCUGCUUUCGCCGCCUCUCCAAAAUUAUCCCCCAUGAUCCUUUCGAUCGACCCAUGCAGAAUAAACGACCAAAUACAAAUCAAAGCCAAUAAUUAAGAGCAGUAACAUAACAUAACAAGACACACGAUCACCUGCCCUGUCUCAGGAGCCGUCAAGGAAAUAACAUGAGAAACCGAUAGAAAAGAGCAAAGAGAAAAGAAAACAUGAGCACGAAGAAAACAAAAGCAUAGUCCCAGCAUUAGCCUUACUCCGUUCCGAACCGCACGCGCCGCAAUGUAAAAAUAUUGACAAGCCAGUGGAAAUCAGCUG